AUGUAUGUGUACGUUUUGUUCCCAGGUCCAGAAGAAGCGAAAGAAGGGCAGAAGAUAACCGAAGAAGUUGAACAGCAACUAAGUCAUCUGCGACAGCAUGAUAAACAAGGCAUUGUUCUUCGAGAGUCCAAGCAUGUUCACAAUGAGAACAACAAUGGCCACCAAAAAUUUAGUGAGACAAAACAAAGUGAGGUGAGAGACCUUGGAAACAACCGGUAUUUGGCUAAGUGGAGACAAUCCCAAGAUUUGAAGCAAGAACCAAAUGAGCAAAAACCACACAUAACAGAAAAAACUGAACUGGAUAUUCCACCCUUGGGGAUUCAUAGAACAAACAUAAAAAACGACGAAAGCGUUUAUGAAUAUGAACAAAACAAUGAGCAGAAGAAGAAUGCUGACAGUUGGGAGUCUCCUGAUAUCCAAGACAGAGCCGAGGAUUACUACAGUAAAUUUUCAGGCCUCCAGUACUCCCCUGUCGACUUGGCUGAAUACAUCAUGAGGACUGACGACGAGAAAGGCGUAGCAAUGGCUAUUGAUGAAUUACUAUCUGAAGGAAUGAUGGACAGAGAACAAGCAAUUGACUACCUGCAAAACGUGAAAACUGAAUUAAACUACAUGAGAGGACAAUAUGACAUACCGCCACAUGUGAAAGAAUUCUUAGAAAUCAACGAGAUGAAAAGAACUGAGUCAGACGAUGUUGAGAAAAACAAGUUGAGGCAACAGAAUUUAUUCAUCAAAAACGACAAACAAAAAGAAACCGAUGCUCUCAAAGAACCAUCAGUAACACGUCCUACUGAGGAACCACAAGUCACAACAGUUAUUACUGUAGCUCCUAAGCCUAAACCUAGCGAUCAAACUUCUGCUAUCGGACAAACUCUGGCCCUUCGUUCCCAACCAACCAUACACAAAACUCCCAUCUAUGACUCAAUGAAACUACAACCAGAAAUCCAUAUGGCUAUGGCUAUGAAAAACCUUCUGGAUGCUGGCUCCUUUUAUGAAGAAUACACCCUGAAAGAAAUAAUAUACCAGUUAGCAAAGGACAUGUUCGAACAGAGUAUGCUCAGAGGUGACCCAACAGCGGAAGAAGUACUCUCCAAGUUUAGCAACUUUCUUGAGAUUCAGGUAGCAACCAACAAGAUCUCCAGAGAGAUGGAACAGACAAUUUUAGACAUCGUUAGUGCUGCCCUGAUUGACAGUUUCAGGGAAAACCCACAGUUUUUCCAGAUGAACAACGGAGCUCCUUACGGUGAUUCUGUAAGUGGCCAACAGAAGGUGUUAAAUACCAACCACGAAAUGGAAAAUUCGCUCGAGAAUAAACGAGAUCAUUCACCAGUAGAAGACACAGAAAAGUCUGUAUUAAGAGUUUCAUCUGAUUAUCCAGACCCAACCUUUAUUAUCAUUGAUUUGGAAAGACAGCCAAACAACAAAUGUGCAAGGGGCUUGAAAUACACAAUUAUGAUUCACGCUGCUGUGUUUGAUCGGUUUGGCUUCAUUGUUCCCACUUUCGCUCUCUUUAUGAUAGAUGGCGCUGCUAAUUUCUCAACUACGGUGUUUGC
Messenger RNA from Limulus polyphemus (Atlantic horseshoe crab), 1553 nucleotides. RefSeq lists its product as uncharacterized. The record is from RefSeq and is a predicted model, not a curated record. The annotation marks the transcript as partial. NCBI's taxonomy places the organism in Eukaryota, Metazoa, Arthropoda, Merostomata, Xiphosura, Limulidae. The transcript has 11 exons.